This is a messenger RNA of Trypanosoma grayi, 300 nucleotides long. RefSeq lists its product as hypothetical. The record is from RefSeq and is a predicted model, not a curated record. The transcript has a single exon. The coding region runs from base 1 to 300 and encodes 99 amino acids. NCBI's taxonomy places the organism in Eukaryota, Euglenozoa, Kinetoplastea, Trypanosomatida, Trypanosomatidae.
AUGGCACAGAAGAAUGUGAAGGGCAAGGCUCGCACCAAGAGCGGCGGUGCUCUGCGCAAGUACGUUGGCGAGGCCAAGAAGAAGACGGUACACACUAAAAGCCAGAAGACGCUCACAUCAAAGGCACGAGCGAAUUAUGUUGCCGCCGUUGAAUCGCACAUGGCCUCUCGUGUGCCUUCAGACCAGCGCGGGCGUCUUACCAUUGUGAAGCCGAGCGGUGAGCAGCCGAAAAAGGGAAAAAAAAACAUGAAGAAACCGCUGACACGGGGACGCAAGCGCAAGGCUGCUAAGAAGGCGUGA